GCUCCCAUAUAGCAAUCAUAACACGUAGCUUACAAGCACCCUCAAUAUUUAUUUAUUAGAUCUGAUGCAACACACUCUACCUUAGUAACAGGAAGGCAUACACCAAUUUUAUAGAUUUUCUAUAAUAUAGCAACACGUAUCAGCUUAUAAUCCGUAUAAGAGCUUAAAUAGAUUAAAAACUAUUGCUCGUGCAGUUCCAUGUUGCGAUUCGAUAGGAAAACUAUUUUAUAAAUCUGGCACACAGCCGAGAUGUGCCCAAAGGGUUGUGGGCGGGUCAGCUCCAUUAAGAAGAGACCUUCAAUUAUGCAGCAUGAAAUUGUGAAGGAAUGAGAAGCACACAGAUUCAUAUUCAGUGCCAGAUUCGGAUUCAGUUUGCGAAUAUUUUUCAGCAUUACUUAAAGUAAAGUGCGCUGUAAUCUGUCAACUUCGUCUCCGUUUUUCAUCAUUGUCUGAAUUUGUGGUGCGGUUCUGUCUCUGGCUCUGUCAACAUUUUGCUAAAGAACACGGCAGGCGGCAUGCACUUCAAAAUGAAAAGCCUUCCUCCUCCGAUUCUCGAGUGUAAUUAAUUAAUUUCGCGCUCAUUUUGCAAUGCGAGCAUUGUUUGUUGUCGCUGCAACUGCAACUGCAAAACAUAAAUCAUAAUGUGCAAAUUUACAUAAUGUUCGCUGGGGCCACGAUGCCAGCUCAGUGAUCGUUCUACAUUGGUCUCGUGGACACGCGUCGUCGCCGGAACAGCCUCCAAACUAAUCCAAGGCUCUGAAGGAUAUAUCAAGCAACUAAAAACGUGUGAUUCGAAUUAGUUUUUGAGAAUGUCUCACGGUGAACGGAAAGCUCGCCUAAAUGUGGUUAAAUUUUUGGAAUUGGCCUUUUCCAUCGCCUGCCUUGUGCUGCAUUUCUACAGUUUCAACGAUCGCGACAUUAUGACGUCAUUCAUGGCAACGGGCACAUUCACCGGCUACAUUAUAGUUGUAAUUGGUGUAUUUGCAGGCGUUCUAAUGCGUGCACCAAUUCACAAGCGCAUAGACAUCUUCUUCAGUGUCCUCGGCUGUGCCCUGUUUGUGGCCAGCGGCGUCUUCAUAAUAGAGGCCUGGGAGUUCUCGUUUCGUACGCGCACACGGGAUUUGGCGCUGAUCAAGGCAUCGCUAUCUAUUGUGAAUGGUGUGUUGUUUGGGUUCGAUGCUAUCUUCACAUUUCGGGAUAAGUAAUAUAAUUAUCGAUAAAUAUAUAUAUAUAUUACAUAUAUUAUCGAUAUUCGCCCAAUGACCUUGCAUUUAAAUCUAAAUAAAUAACGUAUACGUACAUACAUAUUUAUACUUAACAGAUAAACUUCUUGCCAAAUUUAGAGAAAUCACAACGCAUACCAUUCAUACAUUUUGUAAAAAUUUAGUUUAAAAAAAAAUGAACGAUCAAAAAGACGCGUUUAUUUUAGCAUAUUUUUUCUGCUCUCUCACUCAUGUAGACAUUUUGUAUUUAUGUUUUUAGUCCUUUGCAUUAAUCAUAUUUUAUGUGACAUUUUUUUUGUAAUUGUUCUUGUCAAUAAACAAAAAUAUAAGCCUACAACAUGCAUCUAAUUUGAUUAUAAUUAGGCUGAGGCCCGCCCAUACACACACACAGCCAUACAUGCAUACACAUGCGGCAAUUGGCCGCUGACACGGAAAGCAUCAAAAAUACUUAGCUCGAACGCGCUUUUACAUGUUUAAAGUAGUUAGAUUUAAAUUUUUAUUGUGUUUUUUUUUUUUUGUAUGAUUUUUAUGCUUGAUUGACGUGAGAAAAUAUGCAACACCGUCUUUUUAAGUUGUCGUCGUAGUUGUUGUGUUGAUCUAGGGCUGCAUCUUUGGAUGUUGUUGCUGCUGGUUGCUGUUGGCUGUUGUUGUGGCUUUCUUAGGCAGAAUUGUGUAUGUUAAGGCGG
This is a messenger RNA of Drosophila virilis, 1909 nucleotides long. RefSeq lists its product as uncharacterized. Gene Ontology annotation, biological process: septate junction assembly. Gene Ontology annotation, cellular component: plasma membrane. The record is from RefSeq and is a predicted model, not a curated record. NCBI's taxonomy places the organism in Eukaryota, Metazoa, Arthropoda, Insecta, Diptera, Drosophilidae.